AUGUCGACGAUCUUGCGCCCGAGCUCGAAAGACAAAAACCCUUCUGUUGCCGGCGAUCAUCACCAAGGUCGCAAGCACUCUGAGCCCGAGUCUGAACUCACGAGAAUGAAAUCCACAAUGGUCACCAAGAAUAUUCAGCGAAAGAAAGAUAUUGUGGAUGACAUGACUCAUAUAGUGGGAAACAAAAUCACUGAGGGCCACCAGAACUUUGUUAUGGCUUACAAUAUGCUCACUGGUAUCAGAGUCGCUGUGUCUCGUUGCUCGGGAGUAAUGAGAAAACUCAACGAUGCCGAUUUCCGGGCUACCAAAAAGCUUUCUUUCGAUAUGGAUGGGACGGAACUCACGCCUUCCUCAAAGUAUGAUUUUAAGUUCAAAGACUACUCUCCUGAAGUCUUUCGUGAAUUGAGAUCUCUCUUUGGGAUUGACCCGGCCGACUAUUUAAUGUCCAUCACAGGAAAGUACAUUCUUUCGGAGCUAGGCUCUUCAGGCAAGAGCGGCUCGUUCUUUUACUACUCCAGAGAUUACCGUUUUAUCAUCAAGACAAUUCAUCAUUCUGAACACAAGCAACUACGCCGAAUACUACAUGAAUAUUAUCAUCACGUCAAGAACAAUCCCAAUACUAUGGUGAGUCAAUUUUAUGGUUUGCAUCGUUUGAAAGUUAAGGGCGGAAUCAAAAGGGUUCACUUUUUAGUCAUGAACAACCUCUUUCCCCCUCAUCGAGAUAUUCACGUCAAAUAUGAUCUCAAAGGUUCUACGUGGGGUAGAUAUACCAAAAUACCAGAGACUUCCGGAAAUGAGGAUCUUUCAUCUCACACUCUCAAAGACCUUAACUGGCUUCAAAGAAAAGACCGCAUCAAAUUUGGUCCGGAGAAGAAAAGAAUAUUCCUUGAACAACUCGAGGCUGAUGUAAAGCUCUUGAAGAAAAUCAAUGUCAUGGACUAUUCCUUACUUCUAGGGAUACAUGAUGUGAAAAAAGGCAAUUCCGAAACAGUUGCCAAAUUGACAGUAUUUGAUCCCAAGUCCAAUUUGAAAGCAGAAGUCUUCAAAACAAAUCCCAGAGGAAUAGACCGACAGAAUGAUCUACCGUCUGACGUGUUUCCAGGAAGAUCGAAAUACAUAUUUUACGGCCACAACGGCGGAAUCCGUGCUACAAAUGAGAGCAAUGAGCCUGUUUCCGAGAUUUACUAUUUGGGCAUCAUUGAUUGCUUGACAAAUUACUCUUUUAAAAAGAAACUCGAAACAGCAUGGAGGUCCAUCACUCAGUCAAGGAGCACUAUAUCGGCGGUUCCAGCUCGUGAGUACGGCGACAGAUUCAUUCAAUUUAUAAAAGACGGCAUCUCAGAUGUAAAAGUGAAGAUCGACUAG
Messenger RNA from Metschnikowia bicuspidata var. bicuspidata NRRL YB-4993, 1365 nucleotides. RefSeq names its product 1-phosphatidylinositol-4-phosphate 5-kinase (gene MSS4). The coding region runs from base 1 to 1365 and encodes 454 amino acids. Gene Ontology annotation, molecular function: phosphatidylinositol kinase activity. The record is from RefSeq and is a predicted model, not a curated record. NCBI's taxonomy places the organism in Eukaryota, Fungi, Ascomycota, Pichiomycetes, Serinales, Metschnikowiaceae. Gene Ontology annotation, biological process: phosphatidylinositol metabolic process. The transcript has a single exon.